GUGGAAUGUGCAAGUGAAAAAAGAGCACUGUUGCUAACUUGCUAAGCAACUCCUAUAAAAUGGACGAGCGAUUUGAAGUAGGCAUUCAAGUCGGAAAACGGCGAGGAAGAUCAGCAGCAGGAAGCUUCUUCAAUCUGUAAACGAUACAUGCAUCAGCCUUCUUCAAUCCUCAAUCACAUCAUAUGUUCUUCCGUUCUUCGACCUGCAAAUAAGUAGCUGGAAGGCGUUUGAUAUUGGCAGUGCAAUCAGAACAGAGUAAAACAGGGAAACCUGGCCGCGAUGACGUCUUCUCAGCAAUCGCAGUUCAUGACUAAUGCGCCGCUAAUUAAGAGUUCUGAUCCUAAUCAGAUUGUUGUUCCUGAUAAAACAAGCUGGAAAAACCUAUUCUCAUACAUGGGCCCUGGGUUUCUUGUUUCCAUUGCAUACAUCGAUCCUGGAAACUUUGAAACUGAUUUACAAUCAGGAGCUCAAUACAAGUAUGAGUUGCUUUGGAUUAUAUUGGUGGCUUCAUGUGCUGCACUUGUCAUCCAAUCCCUAGCAGCAAACUUAGGGGUUGUAACAGGAAAGCAUUUAGCCGAGCAUUGCAAGAAUGAGUAUGAGAAGGGAACCAAUUAUAUCUUGUGGAUUCUUGCUGAAAUCUCCAUUGUGGCAUGUGAUAUUCCUGAAGUAAUUGGCACAGCAUUUGCUUUGAAUAUGUUGUUCCAUAUUCCAGUAUGGUGUGGUGUACUUCUCACAGGUUUUAGCACUUUGGGUCUACUUGCACUACAGCAAUAUGGAGUGAGGAAACUUGAGUUCUUGAUUACUUUCUUGGUGUUGACAAUAGCUGCAUGUUUUCUUGUUGAGCUUGGGAUUUCAAAACCAAAAGCUUCAGAAGUUUUGUAUGGAAUGUUUGUCCCUCAACUUAAAGGCAGUGGCUCUACUGGUCUUGCAAUUUCACUCCUUGGUGCUAUGGUCAUGCCUCACAAUCUUUUCCUCCACUCAGCUCUUGUACUUUCUAGGAAAAUACCCCGAUCAGUCAGUGGUAUUAAGGAAGCUUGCAGAUUUUACUUGAUAGAAAGUGGGAUAGCCCUUGCAGUGGCUUUCCUUAUAAAUAUAUCUGUUAUAUCUGUAAGCGGUUCAGUUUGCAGUUCUUCAAAUUUAAAUCCAGAAGAUAAAAAAAGUUGUCAAGAUUUGGACUUAAAUAAAGCUUCCUUUUUGCUUAAAAAUGUUUUAGGCAAAUGGAGCUCCAAGUUUUUUGCAAUUGCCUUGCUGGCAUCAGGUCAAAGCUCCACAAUAACCGGAACAUACGCGGGUCAAUACGUUAUGCAGGGGUUUCUUGAGCUACGAAUGAAGCCAUGGCUUAGAAACUUGUUGACCAGGUGUUUAGCUAUUAUCCCGAGUCUAAUUGUGGCUCUCAUAGGCGGCUCGGCUGGAGCUGGGAGGUUGAUUAUUAUAGCUUCGAUGAUAUUGUCUUUUGAACUCCCGUUUGCUCUCGUCCCUCUUCUCAAAUUCACAAGUAGCGAAACAAAAAUGGGAUCAUAUGCCAACUCAAAGAUUAUUUCCGCAAUCACUUGGGUGAUCGGGUCACUAAUUAUGGGAAUAAACAUUUACUUUCUAGUGGAUCAUCUCAUUUCGUUACUUGUUCAUGGACACCUACCACUAGUGGGGAAAAUCUUCAGUGGGUUUUUAGGGUUUUCAGGUCUUUUAAUUUAUUUAGCUGGAAUUGGGUAUUUAGUGGUGCGUAAAAACAGAGAGUCAUCACAUCUUCUUGCACUUAAAACUCCCGAACAACGUAGUGCUUCUGCUUCUUCAUAUGGUCAACCAAGAGAAGACAUAGCUAGCAUGCAACUUCCUCAUACUAGAAACACUCAUCAUAAUCAUAACCAAGAUCAAGAUGAUGAUGCAACUUGACUUUGUUACACCUCUAACAUGUUCGAUAUAAAUAAAUUAAUCACAGGCUAUUAUAUUAUGAUUACAAACUUAAUUCCAUAUUCAUAUUUAACUUUAUAACUCCUCGCGCGUUUCACUUUACAUGACAACGGAGGAUGUGUUACAGAUAAAACAUAAGUAAACAAUGACAUGUGAAUAUUUUGCUUGCUUAGGGAGAUUUUUGUAAAUUGCAAUUAAAACUUAAAAGCUAUACUAUUAUGACUGGAUACGGAUUUGAUCCUCGGUGGGAGUUGGUUGCAGUGGGAGGUGACCUUUUUCCUGUAAGCUCUUAACGGUGUCGUAUAACGCCUGUUUCACCGGCGUAAACUCUAAACCCAAAUCUUUCAGCUUUUGGUUUGAGAAUUUGUAUGGUUUUGCCCUUGGCUUUAUCUCAUCAGAACAUCUACAAAGAUUUAAAAAUUAUAUAUUGUUUAGUAAAAAUAAAAAAAAAUAAAAAAAAUCAAUUUCAAUUUUCAACACGUGUUGGUGGGAAAUAACCUACCUAAUUUAUCCAAGGUUGAAAUUAAUUAAUAUUUUAUAAUAAUUAAUACCCAUCCUAUAAAAAUAACACACACCUAAUAACUUUUUUAGAGAACAUGAGUUGUAGUUGGUGUGUAGGUCACAUUCAUAAAAAGCCACCAAAGACAAGAAACCACGAUAGUGUUGAUAAGGAUAUUUGGAGUUGGUGAGGGUUCAUCUUAGCCACUAAAUUCUUAAUUAUUAUUAUUAUUAUUUUCAUAAUUGGGGUUUGUUUUGUAGGUGAAAAACUUGGACUAAUUAAUCAUAAGGUCAAACAUUGUUCACUAAAAUGUCAUAACUAUACAAUAUAUUUUUUUUUAAAUAGGAAAUAGGAAAGGGGGACUUACUUAGUGGGAAUGGGGUAUUCCGGGAAAAACUUGGCCAAAAUUUCGACAACUUCACCACGAUGAAGAACACUUUCAGCACAUAGAUAUCGACCAUUAGCCGAGGGGGUCUCAAAGAGUAAAAUGUGAGCCAACGCGACAUCUCGUACAUGUACAUAUGCUUGUACUGAAUUAGCAUAUGUCUUUGCAGAACCAGUGAGGUACUUUAGGAUAUGAAUAAUACUGGCGUUGACUGUGGGUUGCAAUAGUGGUCCCAAUACCAACACUGGGUUCAAUGCUACUAAGUCAACACCUCGAGCCUUAGCUUCGUCCCAUGCUGCCUGCUCUGCUACCGCCUUUCCAUAGCAAUACCAGUUCUGUUGUAACAAAUAAUAUUUAAUAUUCAUUUAUUUUUACUUCAUAAGUCAAAAGUAAUUUCAAAGGAACAAUUCAUGAUUUGAUGCCAAAAAUAUACAUUUCUCACCAACAUAUUACUCGUUUAGAUACAUACUCAUAUUUUGUUUCUUUCCUUUGUUGCUAUCUAUGAUCAAGAAUUUUUAACUUGAAAGAAACAUUAUAUCCUUUAUUUUCAUGUUCAACGAAAUAUUUUUUUGCAAUAUAGAAUGUAAUUAACUUAUUAUUGUGUAUGUUCUUCUUUACAUUCAUGAUAACUUUUUUUUUUACCAGUGACGAGAAUAUAAUUUUCAUUUUAGCUACAUGACAUAUUAGAACGAUAAUAGUAAAUAUAUAUAUAUAUAUAUACUUGUGCAUAUAUGUAUGCGCAACAUACAAGUGGAUUAUGCAGAAAGAAAAUGGUCAUGCACACAUAAGUUAUACGUAUGCAAAUGCGUACCAAUAUUUACUCCAUUUUAAAAUUUUAAAUUUUAAUUUUUGGAUGACAAUAAUAGAGAAAAUAUUAUUUAGUAAAUAGUUGGUGGGUGCACCACUACCCCUCCUUUUUCUCAAGUGGAAAUAACAACUCCAAUACAACAAACUUUUUUUCAUUCUUUUUCUUUAAAAAUAUUUAUUUUGUCUAUUCAUAUUUAUAGAUAUUUAAAUAUGUUAGAAAAAAUUUGAUUUACAUAUGUAAGAUAUUUGAAAAAAAUAAAAUAGUAAAGUAUGUAGAACCCACAAACAGAGUGACGUGGAAUUGCAAACAUCCUUCAUGAUUUGAUUCUCUAAUUAAUAGCAAACUUAAAAACUGAUUGAUACAUUAAAUGCAAUUUUUGAUGGCUUAAGUUCUAAUUCAUGAACAGUGAAUUUAAAAUCAUUCCGGUUGUUGGAACGAUGAACAAGUCAUACCAGAUAAUGGGAAAAGGUAAACAAUUUGUCAAUGUCGCCGGAAAAAUUGGGAACAAUUUGAACUUUGAAGAGAACAAUUUUGUAAAUGUAAUUUCAUAAAUUGUGAGAGAACAAACCUUGGUGUUUUUGCAGAAUUCGAGAUCACUCCAGCAGCUUUCAUCAACAAUAUCAUCAGGACUCCGAUUAGGAUCCAUGUACACUGCUCCGAUCGACGACGUGAACACCACUCGCCGGACUUUAGCUUCAGCCGCCGCCACUAUUAUAUUCCUUGUUCCAAUAACCGCCGGCUCCACCAUUUGUUCCUGUCAAAGUCGAUUCAGUCAGUAUAUGAUCAUCGGUGACGGGAGAAGCAGUGUGGAAAACACCAUCACAGCCAUUAAUGGCUUCACGCAAGCUUUCAAAAUCGAGAAGAUCAGCUUUAAAUAAAGUUAAUCUCUCCUUCGCUCCUUCAAGCUCUCUCAAAUGAUUAUUCUUCGCAUCAUCUACAAACAGCAAUAAACAGAAAACCACAACUAAGCAAUUCACAACAGAAAAAACAAAAGUCGUUUUGUAAAUUACAAGUGGAUUGGAAAUUGUAACCACCUGGAUUCCUAACAGUUCCUCUGACAAUAUAACCUUUCUCCAAGAGCAAUUUGACCAUCCAUGAGGCGAUGAAUCCGCCGGCGCCGGUGACACAGAUUACUUGGGCAGAUGCCGGAGACAUUGUGAUUGGUGUGUUUGUGUGUGUGAGAGGAAAGAGAGAUUGAAUGAGGGAAGGGGUGUGGAAGUUUGAAGAGAUGGAAUGGAGUAUUUAUAAAUCGAGACUUCACCAACUCACCCACCACCUUCCAUUGGCCUACCUUUUAGUGCCAAGUCAACAAACUUGAUCCCCCUUCAAUAAUAACACAAGUUUAAUAUAUUUUGCAGUUCUAAAGAAAAAACAAUAUCACAAGUUAUAGAUUAUAAUAAUGAUUUAUUAUCUUAUGUACAAACGAACACGUUAUUAAGCAUUCCUUAAAAAAACAAAUGUAUAAAAGACUCUUGAC
Molecule: messenger RNA, 5077 nt
Organism: Lactuca saligna
Lineage: Eukaryota; Viridiplantae; Streptophyta; Magnoliopsida; Asterales; Asteraceae
Source: the annotation of a GenBank genome assembly